Molecule: messenger RNA, 3150 nt
Organism: Tyto alba (common barn owl)
Lineage: Eukaryota; Metazoa; Chordata; Aves; Strigiformes; Tytonidae
Gene: DTX3L
Product: deltex E3 ubiquitin ligase 3L
Exons: 5
Coding region: 16-2244 (742 amino acids)
Biological process (GO): Notch signaling pathway; protein ubiquitination
Source: RefSeq, a predicted model, not a curated record
CGGGGAGCGGCGGGCAUGAUGGCGGCGGCGCCGCUGCUGGUGCGGCUCUGCCCCGCGCCCGACGCCGGCGAGAAGCCGAUGCUGAAGCUCCAGAGCUACUUCCAGUCAGGGAAGCGGUCGGGGGGCGGCGAGUGCGAGGUGCGGGUGGGCCCCGAGCCCGGCACUUACUGGGUGCACUUCCAGCAGGAGCGAGAUAAGAAGAGUGUGGAAUCCCGCGCAGACCAUGCCUUGGACAUUGGUGCCAGACGCCUGAAGAUAGUCAUCGAGGCGGGACAAGGGGACCUGAGCAGGAGCUCGUUUACAGAGCAGGCCUCCCCUAGAAAUUCCAUCCCUUCCAGCUCUUCCCCACCUCCACAAAGGUCCAUGGAGCAGCAGGCAGCCAGAGGCCUUGGAGACAUGGCAAGGGAAGUCAUUACCAAAAAGAUAUUUCUUACAGUAUCUGCAACAUUGAAUACGAGUAUGUUCACUGACCAGCAAAGGGAGAAAAUUACCAUUAUAUGUCCAAAUUUAAAAAGAGAAGGAAAUCCUGGCUCUGAGAAAUUGACGGGAGAUUUUACAGAUAUCAAAAAAGCUUAUCACUACUUUAAGGAUAUUCUUGAAGGCAGUGACCCAAACCAUGAUUUUUCACAUUCUGAAACAAAGAAUAGUUUGAAAGAUGAAAAUGUUCUGAAUACUGAAGAAACGAAUGAGAUUACAGUUCCGUCAGCUCUCUAUGAAUAUUUCAGUCAUACCUGCAAAGAACAAAUCAAAGUACUACGUGAACGUUUUGGAGUGUGUAUAAGAAGAGAAGAUCAUUACAAUGGAACCACAUCAGUAUGGUUAACUGCUGAUAAAAGUCCUGCAUCAAUACAAGGAGCUAAUGAUUUUUUUAUCAGAACUUUUCAGAGAAGUGUAGAAGAUCUGAAGCAGGAAAAAAUUCCCAUAACAAACAGUUUCACAUUAAGCGAGACAAUAAUGAAAUUAAAUGCUAAGUUUAGUAAUCUUCUUGCCAAAGAGGAAGGGAAUCAGUUGCUCCUCCGUGGUCCAGAGAGUGAGAUUUUAGCUGCCAAAAAAUUUCUAGCAGAGGAAAGUGAGAACAGCCAAGUUGUAAAGAAUAUAAAAAUAUCAUCUGAGCUGUACAAAUACAGGAAUGGAAUUGAAGUUGAUGUUUCUGUGUUUAAAUUACUGGAAACAGUAUUAAACAAAGAAAUUGAAGACAUUAAAGACAAAUUUGAUACAGUAAUCGAAAAGAAAGACAAUUUGCAUGCCCAGAAGAUGCUCUUAAUAUUUACACCUAGGAUCAAAACUUUUGAUAUGUCUUCACAUGCUACUGAAAGUUUCAUUAGUGCAUUUCAAAGUGCCUCUGCAAGGUUAAGAGAAAAACUCAUCAGCUCAGAGCUUUCAGAAGAUCAGAAGAAAAGAUUAGAUAUGCUACUUAAUGGAAAACUAUUGGAAAAUCUGCAUGUAAAACUUACAAAGAAGGAAGACCAUUUCAUCUUAAGUGGUUUACCAGACCACCUUUAUGCUGCUGAAAAGCACAUUAUAAACCUUCUUGACACUGGAGACUCAACACAAACUAAAAAUAGGGCACCACCAUCCUCUAAUCUCAGCUAUCAAGAAGCUACAGGAACAUCUGAGAAGAAAUACAAUGGCAAGCAAAAGAAUAAUCUUUCUUCUGAAGGACAGGUUAAGGCAAAGACAAAAGAAGACAACAAAGAUGUAUGUCCAAUUUGCAUGGAGAGAAUUAAGAAUAAAGAAAUACUGAGAAAGUGCAAUCAUGCAUUUUGCAAAAGUUGCAUCAAUCAGGCCAUGACUUACAAGCAAAGUUGUCCGGUUUGUGGUACCUUCUACGGACUCAUGAAAGGAGACCAACCAGAGGGAACAAUGUCAACUAGAACGCUGUCUUCAUCUCUCCCUGGUUAUCCCACUUGUGGUACUAUUGAGAUUACAUAUAAGAUGCAUGGUGGUGUUCAAACUAGCAACCAUCCAAACCCAGGGAAACCUUAUGAUGGAACUUCUCGAAUGGCAUAUUUACCUGACAGUAAGGAGGGGCGAGAAAUUCUGCAGCUCCUCAGAAGAGCCUUUAACCAAAAACUGAUUUUUACGGUGGGGCAGUCACGUACUACUGGUGCACAAGGUGUCAUCACAUGGAACGAUAUUCACCACAAAACUUCCAGAAUUGGAGGACCUACCAAUUUUGGUUACCCUGAUCCUGAUUAUCUUCAGCGAGUUCGAUCGGAAUUGAAAGCAAGAGGAAUUGAAUAAAGAAAUUUAUCAACUGUCAUCUCUUAAGUGUAAUAACUGAACAUGUACCAGUUAAUUUACUAUUCAAGGACCAAGAAGAAAGAAGUUAAUCACUUGGUAUUUUGCAGACAGCUAAGAAAAGUAAUCUUUUUCAUCAAAUGAUAUCUAUUCUUUACACAUCAUUUACUUCCUUGAAUAAUACUUCUCUCUAUGAGUAAUCUUUACAGAAGACAGUACUUGUUGAAUAUCAAACUGUGUUAUCUCAUUUUACCAGGGACUCUGAUCUACACUUUUGCCCACAUAUCUGACCACAAAAACCAAUAGGUCCACUACUAGCUUUUACUCAAUCCAAUGCUUGCUUUAGCUUUGUGUUAUUACAUCUGUCCUCAUGGAUAGCAUCACUUAACCCAUCUGCUGGAAAAUUUUUAUGUAGAUGUUACAGUAUCAGCUGUGAUCGAACUAUGAUCUUUUGCUUCUUUUCCUUUUCGGUGUAGAAAUGGCAUUAGGGGUUUUGGUCUUAAACAUGGAAUUAGUAUGGAUAAUGUAUUAGGGAGUACGUGGAUGCUGCUGUAUUUUUAAGCCUGCAGAAGUGCUGAAUGCUCAGAGCUGUGUUUAAGCAAAUGGAAAGUAACAGUGCCUGUGGCCAUCUCAGAUAAUGGGGUCCUGGUUCUGUGCCUUCCAUCAUGUUUAAGCUUAAUUACAACUUUUAAGUCAGCUUUGCAACUAUGAAAAGUUAUUCUUCUCAUUGCUUCCAAUAUAUGGUUAAAUUAUAUUAUAAAGAUACUGUUGCUACUCUGCACUAACAAGGCUGCUAAUUACUUUUGUGGUGGUGUUAAACAAAUAGCUUUCACUUAACGCAGCCAUAAUUGUGAGUUAAACCAUUUGUGUUAGGCUAUUGAAUAUAACUAAUAAAAUACAAAAAUACCA